Aaosphaeria arxii CBS 175.79 is the source of this 2208-nucleotide messenger RNA. Its product is annotated as glycoside hydrolase family 2 protein. The record is from RefSeq and is a predicted model, not a curated record. The coding region runs from base 55 to 2010 and encodes 651 amino acids. The transcript is spliced from 8 exons. Gene Ontology annotation, molecular function: hydrolase activity, hydrolyzing O-glycosyl compounds. Gene Ontology annotation, biological process: carbohydrate metabolic process. NCBI's taxonomy places the organism in Eukaryota, Fungi, Ascomycota, Dothideomycetes, Pleosporales.
GAAGAGAACUGAAUUUGAUACUUCAUCUGUCAAGGUCAUUGUGUCAAGUUCAUCAUGCGUCUCUCUAUAGGUAUCAUCUCUCUCUUCUGGGCCACUACCGUCCUGGCCUCGAGUAACAGCAGGUUCUUCAAGCGAGUCAACAACACUGGCUACGAGCUCAAGAAAGGCCCUCUCGAUACACCAUGGACAGAAGAAGUCGGCACGGAUCCCUGGCCCGAGUACCCACGUCCUCAACGCCAGCGCUCUGACUGGAAGAACUUGAACGGAGUCUGGCAGUAUCGUAAUGCCAGCGACGGCGAGAUCGCCUCACCUCCGUUUGGCCAGGAUCUCGGACAGUCCGUUCUUGUUCCUUUUUGCUUGGAGAGUGCACUAUCUGGCAUCAUGGCGAAGUGGGCUAUCUGGAGCUGGUAUAGGACUACUUUCGAAGUUCCUUCCGACUGGAAUUCCGAUAACCGUGUGCUUCUCACCUUUGGUGCUGUCGACUAUGAGGCUACCAUUUUCGUCAAUCAGAAGAAUGUCACUUUCCACCGUGGUGGCUACUUCGAGUUCACCGUGGAUGUCACCGACUACCUGUCUGUAAACGGAACGAAUGAACUAGUCGUUCAUGUGUACGACCCAACAGACAAGGACUUGAUACAGAUCCCAAUUGGAAAGCAAACCCUAGAACCAUCGCAUAUCUUCUAUACACCCUGCAGCGGCAUCUGGCAGACCGUUUGGCUCGAAUCAGCUCCUAUUAGCCAUGUCACACAGUUGGAUAUUAGUGCGGACAUGGAGGGUAAUGUUAAUGUUACUGUGCAUGCAUCGGGUAACCAGACAAGUGGACCAGUCGACAUCACCAUAUACGAGCCUGGUUCAGAUGAGAUCAUAUCCGUGUUUUCCGGAGAGUCGAAUAGCCCAUUCCAAUUCAAGGUCGAUUCUCCCAAGUUGUGGUCUCCCGAUUCGCCAACACUUUACAAUCUGACCGUCGAGCUCGAUGGCGGUAAAGAUGUAAUCCAUAGCUACACUGGCUUUAGAACUAUCUCCAGAGGCGAGGUAGAUGGUGUACAACGACCAUUGCUCAACGGGGAGUUUGUCUUCCAAUUUGGUACCCUCGAUCAAGGGUAUUGGCCCGACGGUCUUCACACACCUCCAAACAAAGAGGCAAUGGUAUACGACAUUCAAACAUUGAAGAAGAUUGGAUACAAUAUGCUGCGCAAGCACAUCAAGAUUGAGAAUUCUUUGUUCUAUCGCGCUUGCGACGAGUUGGGUCUUCUUUUGAUCCAAGACAUGCCGUCAUUGCGCCCUUCGGUCCCUGCGUCGACAGCACCAUGCAGCGAGAACCUCCGCACCAAGAAUGAAGAGGUACAGAAAGAAUUCGAGCGACAACUAGACUUAUUCAUAGAACAACACAAGAGCUAUCCAAGCAUUAUUACAUGGGUCAUCUACAAUGAGGGUUGGGGUCAAGAGAAGAAGCGCGAACUACCUGAACUUCGUCUUACAGACCACAUUCGAUCUCUCGACCCUACACGAUUGAUUAACGCGGCUUCUGGGUGGGACGAUCACGGUGCGGGUGAUUUCCAUGAUAACCAUCACUACGCAAACCCCCAAUGCGGCACUCCAUUCUACUCCACCCCGAGCACACCCUACGACCCCAAGCGCAUCGGAAUCCAAGGCGAGUUCGGAGGCAUCGGCCACAACCUAACUGCAGAGAACCUCUGGAAAGUCGAAAAAGCCAUCAACGAGAUCAACGGCACCUACGAAAUCGACGCCACCCUCGAGCACUGGAACUACCGCGCCCACAUCCUCCUCAGCGAGCUCCGCGACCAGAUCGAGAAGUUCGCCUGCUCGGCUGCCAUUUGGACGCAGACAACGGAUGUCGAGGGCGAGGUCAAUGGUAUGCUUUCGUACGACAGGCGUAUCCUCCGACCCGAUCUAGAUCAGUGGAAGGCCGAUAUUCAAGCGUUGUACGACGCAGCUUCUGCGCGUGGAGGUCGGAACUACACGAUGGUGCAGGUUCAGACUGGGUUUUAGGAGGAUAAUUGGACGUGAGGCGAGGGGUAUUUGCCGUGGAUAUAUUUAAUGCUCGAGAUUGAGGGAUCUCCUCCCUGGAUGAUGAUGACAUUUUCCAGGUCGUACGCGAGCCGUACGUGCGAAGGUUCAAAGGAAGGGAGUCGCCCAAGUGGCACGUAUCCUUUCUGAAAUCAUUGCUAUCUAUAUUCUCAAUCCCCC